GUACCCGCCCUAUUUCUUUUCCACCGCCCCCAUCCACUGCAACAUUCAGGCAGGUUCACCUAAUGUGCUUAUGCACAGUCUCUCUUGGUGACGCCGCUGCUGUAUUGGAGAAUAGUCGUUGAAUCGGGAGCAUUCAAAGUAUAAAUCAGCAGCCGUAAUCUGAAGCUAAUUUCUUAACUACUAAUAACGUUACACUAGAAUAACACGUAAAUAUGUCCGAUCCAAUGACUCAGUCGUCUCAGAUUUCGUCGUCACGAGGCCUAAACGAUGGACACUCUGCAACGUCCAAAGACUCGAAGUUUUCCGAUUCCUUUAUUUCUUCGCCUGUAUCUCUCAUUCAGUCUCCUCAAGAAAUAAAAGUGGUACUGGGCUCUGACAAGUCUGCAGAGAAUUUGGCCACCUCUCUUCACUUUUCUCCUCCGCAAAGUUUCUUUUCUCCAGUUGGGCCACCUGAAGGUAACAUAGGUCAUACUUUUAAAGAGAAAAAGGAACAUCUUGAAUGUUUUGGAUCUCAAAAUCAAGACUCAUCGCCUAUAAAGACAUCCCCAGUGUCUGAGAGAAUCAAAGCACUUGAAGCUCUAGCUGCCAAGCAGAAAGAUACUGAUAGGAAUAAUGGUGGGUUUCCGCAUUUUAAAGAGCGGCACUAUGAGAAGUCUGAUACAGUAUCACAUGGAAUUUCCUCCCGUUUGUCCUUUCAAAAAAAGACAUCGUCAACUGAGCAGGAUUCACCAGAAUCACCUUUUGAGGUGCUUGGUGAGGUUAAGUGUGGAAAUGACUUUGAGGACACUGCUGACUGGAUGAAAGCGCACUUGCCUCCAGCGCCAGAUUUCAAUGCUGGAAAUUCUGAUCUUGAAGAAGGGAAGGAUUCUCCUUUGGUACUGGAAAGUCCAUGCAAAGUGCUGAAGCCAAGCAAAGUUGAGACACCUCAAGAUCCUGAAACUUUCGCAGUAGUUCCUGAUCAGUUCAUGGACCGUCCUACCAAUGUGGCUGAAAUAAAUGAUGGUGAAAAGAAACAACCAGAAGAGGGGAGUGUUGAAGAAGAAUCAGAAUUUGACCUAAGCUUUUUACCUACAGCUUAUAUGUGGGACAGGCAAGAGAAACCAAAUGUGGAGACUCAAUAUUAUCAAAUAUUCCUUGAAAAUGAAGGGCUUAAUGCCUCCCCUGCACCUCCUGUAGAAUUUGAGUCUCCAUCACCCCCUGCUACUCAACAAACAGAGACUAGUUCUAUGCAACAUAUCAGUACUUCAAAGGGAAACUUGGAACCUGCUGAAUUCUUAGAGGUAGACAGCUCUGGGGAGUCAGAUGAUACAGUGAUUGAGGAAGCUGGGAGCGUCCCAGCUAAAGGAAACAAUUCCCUUGAAACUGAACUACAUACGAAGGUGACCAAAAUGCCAAAUCAGGAAAAAACUAUUCAGGUUCCAAUUAUUAAUGUAAUUGAGACAGAGGAACAGGUUCUCAGUGAUGAUGAUGAAGAAGAACAGCAAGAGUUAGAAAUAACGGAGGAGGACCUUAACUAUAAGAGUAUGCAAGGUGAGGACCAAGAGUCAACAACCCAGCAUUCAGAUGUCCCAGAACACAUAUCUGUAGAAACGGACCCAAAAAUUUCUACUAAGACUGACUCGGAUGAAGAAUAUCCUUCCAAGCAUAUGAUGAUUGAAGAUGAUCAUGAAAAAAUUUCUUGUAUAACUGACUCUGAUGCGGAAUAUUCUUCCAAGCAUAUGAUGAUUGAAGAUGAUCAUGAAAAAAUUUCUACUAAGACUGACUCGGAUGCAGAAUAUUCUUCCAAGCAAAUGAUGAUUGAAGAUGAUCAUGAAAAAAAUUAUAGUAUGACUGAUUCGGAUGCGGAAUAUUCUUCCAAGCAAAUGAUGAUUGAAGGUGAUCAUGAAAAAAUUUCUACUAAGACUGACUCGGAUGCAGGAUAUCCUUCCAAGCAUAUGAUGGUUGAAGAUGAUCAUGAAAAAAAUUAUGGUAUGACUGACUCUGAUGCGGAAUAUUCUUCCAAGCAUAUGAUGAUUGAAGAUGAUCAUGAAAAAAUUUCUACUAAGACUGACUCGGAGGCAGAAUAUUCUUCCAAGCAUAUGACAAUUGGAGAUGAUCAUGAAAAAAUUUCUUCUAUGACUGACUCGAGUGCAGAAUUUUCUUCCAAGCACAUGAUGAUUGAAUAUGAUCAUGAAAAAAUGUCUUCAAUGACCGUUUCGGAUGCAGAAUAUUCUUCUAAGCGAAUGAAGAAUAAAGAUGAUCUUGAAACUGGCAUUUGCAUUCAGUCUUCUGACUCUGGUGGUCUGAAUUUAGGCGACUUUGAGGUUCAGCUUCCUAAGUCACAGAAUUCUGUGUCCAAUGAGUGCCCUAUGAUGUCAUUUUUUGACAAAGAGCCCGAAAAACAUGCAGAAAUAUGUUCUGAUAAUCCCCUUAAUAACAGUUACCCCUUAAAUGAGCCCAGUGAAGUAGAGACAUACUUAGAUCAUCAUGCUAGUGAGGAACUUGCUUUAAAAGAUCAGCUGAAUUUAGUUUAUUUAGAGAGUAAAACGGAGGAAACUGCACAGUCCAGCUGUCUUGCAGAUAGUCAAAACAUCAGUACCCUUGUUCAAGAAUCAUUUGAGGAAAAUAUUACUGAAGAUUACGAUGAGACACCCAGUAAACACAAUCUGGACUGUGACGUAGUACCAGUGCCCUCUCUAUCUGACCCCUCAUCUAAUAUUUCUGACAGCUUUGAGAAUGUUGUCACUCUAAGCAAACUCCCUGUUGAUGUACAAGAACAGAUGUCAGCAGUGAAAAUCAGUGAAACUCUGCUCUUGCAGGAGGAGUUGCCAAUCCAGUCUGAUGACCAACAACUCCCAGUUCAAGAGAACACACCUACACUGUUUCCCUCUUUCCACAAUGAGCUGUCUGGCCAAAUCGAUGAGGUUAUUUCUUGUCCUCUGACAAGUGAUGUUGUCAUAAAUGCUACAAUAACUAACUCUAAACCUGAAGUUGUGACCCCCAAAGAUGUUUUAGAUGGAUCGGAUUCUCCAGAGACCAUGAGUGAUACAGAGAAUGUUGAACCUGAAUGUUCAGCAACAGAUAGUUUUGUGGAGUUUAUGAGGGAGUGUCUUAAGUCAAAGGAGGAUGUGGAAUCCAAGAGCCACAGUCCAGGAUAUGUAACUAUAGACCAAAAUGCUAAAUCUGAUGUUCCUACAACCUCCCCAGAAAUGAUCAUGGACUUUGAGCAGGAGAGCAUUACAAUUUCUGCUUUAAAAAAGCUAGGAAGCAGCCAAGAACAGGGAGAUGAAAAUCCUUCCACAGUGAAUACUGACAUGAAGCCAAGUAAAGCCGUUCUUCCAAUGCAUUCCAAUCCUGAACAUUCAAUCACGUCGUCAUCAUCACUUGAAACUCUUCCAAAUGAGUAUGCGUCUGAAUCCUUACUUCCCAAGGAGGUGGAGGCAAUUGACAUUUUGGUGGCAGAAGCAUACCACCUUGCUGAGCACGUCUUGACAGUAAUACUAACCCACCUAACAGUGUGUGACCUGGUGCAUUGGCGGGACCCUAAGAAGUCGGGUGUGGUGUUCGGUGUGUCGCUGCUCUUGCUGCUGUCUCUAGCAGCGUUUAGUGUGAUCAGCGUCGUCUCCUACCUGCUUUUGGCCCUGCUCUGCGUCACCAUCUCUUUCCGCAUCUACAAGUCUGUCAUCCAGGCUGUCCAGAAGUCUAAUGAAGGACACCCUUUCAAGGCUUUGAUGGAAAAAGAUGUUACCUUGCCCCCCGAGACGUUCCGCAAGCACGUGGACCAAUGUCUGUCCCACAUCAACUGUGUGCUCAAGAAGAUGAGCCGCCUCUUUCUUGUCGAGGAUCUGGUGGAUUCCCUCAAGCUGGCAGUGGUUAUGUGGGUGCUCACUUAUGUUGGAGCCGUUUUCAACGGCAUCACCCUCCUCAUUCUUGCGGAUAUCCUACUCUUUACUGUACCACCCAUCUAUGAGAAAAACAAGACCCAGAUUGAUCAUUACAUUGACAUUGUGCGCACUCAAGUCAAUAAUACAAUUGCAAAGUUACAAGAAAAACUCCCAGGAGCUUUGAAGCGUCAGAAAACAGAAUGAUUAAUCUCUUCCAUCCCUCAGCACCACGUUUACCAUUUGUCAAUCUUUAGCCACCUCCCUUCCUUUCUCUCUCUCCCUCUUUAACCUCUUAAAACGACCAUCUGCACUGAACCAGCUAGUAUGUAAAAUCAAAAAGCUUCUUGAUAUUCAAUGUUAACACUGCAGCAUAAUUGCAAGCAUUAGGAAAAGAAGCUUGUGGCUCCAGGAGCUGCUCUUUCCGGUGCAGGAGUGAUGUAAUAUCGCAACUGGAUGCCUAUUCUGACAGCCAGUGUAGGUAAGGGUUUGUGAACUAGACUGAACCUAUGACCUGGUUUUGAGUGUGGGUUGGGUGGUGUGGUAGUGAUGAAUAAAAACAGGUUGGUUGACUUCAGAGCAAAUGUCUGUACUUUAAAAAGAAACAUUUCGUUGAAAUGCAAAGAGAGAAGUAAAGAAAUUGUGCUUCAAAAACCAGACUUGUAACAUCAUCUACCAUAUUUGUUCCCCCCCUUCUUGAGUUCUUCUAAAAAAUGUAUUAUUCAUCUGUAUUGCACUGAACAUUAGGAGACUUGCACAUGAGAAACAGGAUUGAUAUGGAUAUGGAUGCUAACAGUGGUGAUAAUUUGGUCUAGUUCGCUAUCCUACUUGUUACUGGCGAUUAUUUUUAAUUUUGUUUAUGUAUAUAUAGUAAGAUUACAACAAGCUCUUUGCUGUGAAGUAGCUAGUGAUGCUUUUAUAUUUAAAAAACAAAUACAGCUUAUAUAUUUGUCUUUUUCGCACCUCUUGCACUCAGUUCUCUAGGAUGAAUUUACAAGUAAAUGUUAUUGUUAGUUACUACUAUACAACUAGUUUUAUCACAUCUCGAUUAAUAAGGCUGCUUUAUUGUCCCGUCUGACAUUGGCUUUAGAACAAUAAAUAUAACGAUAAAUAUUAUUAUCCUUAAGAUUUUAUGUAAUUCAAAGCAUCAGAAUGUGGGAGAGGAAGAUAUGAAUUUUCUGUUAGAUAUAUUAAGCUGGCCUCAGUGGUCAUGUUUUUUGUUGAAACAAAAGGUAAAUGCCCAUCAUUCGUGUAUUCACUGUAACCUUUUUAAAGGUAAAGCUGAUCUUAUGCCAACACACCUAGAGCACAUAAGUUUAAAAUUGAUUUUCUGUUUUUCUUUAAUGGCUGCAGAGAACAGCAAAGAUGCAUGACUUAAUGAAAUAUCUUACCAUAUCCUUAAUAGUUGCACUGGUAAUGUAAAGCACAUGCUUUUAUUACUAUAUAAUCUUUCAGCUCCUAAAAGUUAGAUUGUGGCAUAUAACAUUCCGGCUGAUGCAGUUGGAAGCGUGUUGUUGGACUUUUAAUUAUACCACUGAGAAAUUGUUCACAAUGUGCACAUAAUCCAUGGCAGUUUAAAAGUUGUAACGUUUUUUUGUUCAUGUCAGGUUUUUGUUUUUUCUCUCUCCACACACUACCUUGUGUUAUGUGCAUGUUUAUGCAGAUUCACGUGCAGACUAAACUUUGUCUGAUCAUUGUGUUGCCUAGCUAGCAUGUGAGUGAGGUCACAGGUGUUGCUUUCAAAUAAUUCGUCAUGCUCUGAAUUUUUUUUUUCAAUUUAGGGGUAAAUUAUGAAAAAGUAACUACUUUUUAAUAAAUGCAGGAAUCUCUCUCUCUCUCUCUCUCUCUCUCUGUCUAAAUAUUUGCUUUUCAUUUAAACUUAUUCCUGUAGUGCUUUAUGAUGUUUGUCAUUUCUUUACUAUGAUUGUCAGUUUCUCUUUAAAAGGGUGAUUGCUUUUGCUUAUGCCUUUUUCCUCGAUUAAACUAGAUGUGAUGACUAACAUCUACAUUCAGUUUGUUCAUUUGAAUUAAAUUAAUAUGUGGGAGAUUUUAGGGAGAAAAAUGCAAACAAGAAAACUUGUCCCUGUAACGAUGUCAAAGUGAGCUAAAUAAAAAUGCCAAAAGCAUGUGUAGUUCUUAAGCUUUUGUUUCUCCUCCAUAUAUAUUUAACAACAAUUUAUUAAGUGGUUUGAAUGUGUACUACAAAAAUUCCUAGAUCCAUCAUUUUGUACUGUACAUGUAAAGAAUGUGGCAUUGGAAUUCUAAGUUGAAUGCAAGCUUUACAUAUCAAUAAAUUAAAUGGGCACCAUU
Molecule: messenger RNA, 6170 nt
Organism: Misgurnus anguillicaudatus (oriental weatherfish)
Lineage: Eukaryota; Metazoa; Chordata; Actinopteri; Cypriniformes; Cobitidae
Gene: rtn3
Product: reticulon 3
Biological process (GO): neuron differentiation; brain development; endoplasmic reticulum tubular network formation
Cellular component (GO): neuron projection; postsynaptic density; endoplasmic reticulum membrane
Source: RefSeq, a predicted model, not a curated record